AAUACUCCAAUCUAAAAGACAAGUUGAACUUUGAGUCAACAAAACAAACUUACCUUCUUCUCUUUCCUCUUCCACCACCACCACCUUUUCCUGUUUUCCUAACUUACAAGUUUGAAGAACUGCACAAACUAAACGACUUUCCUGACACGAAAACCCAGAAAAAUAAAAUGAGAUCAGAGACAAUAACACUGGUGCUGGUGAACUUAGCAGGAAUCAUGGAGAGAGCAGAUGAGUCACUGCUACCUGGAGUAUACAAAGAAGUUGGAGCAGCACUUCAUACAGACCCGACUGGGCUGGGCUCAUUGACCCUUUUCAGAUCCAUUGUUCAAGCCUCUUGUUACCCACUUGCUGCUUACCUUGCUAUCCGCCAUAAUCGGGCUCAUGUCAUUGCUCUCGGCGCUUUUCUUUGGUCUGCUGCUACUUUCCUCGUCGCUUUCUCCUCCACCUUUUUCCAGGUGGCAGUGUCAAGGGCAUUGAAUGGUAUUGGACUUGCUAUUGUUAUACCUUCAGUACAGUCCCUCGUUGCAGACUCCACUGAUGACAGUAACCGUGGCACAGCAUUUGGGUGGUUACAUCUCACAAGUGGCCUUGGCACAAUCCUCGGAAACAUCUGUUCUGUCUUAAUAGCCUCAACAUCCUUCAUGGGAAUCCCUGGUUGGAGGAUCGCUUUUCAUUUGGUCGGGAUAGUCAGUGUUAUAGUUGGCAUUUUAGUGCGUCUUUUUGCCAAUGAUCCUCGCUUUUCAGAUAAGAGUGAAAAGUCUAAACAUGAAAUAAAACCACGCGUAUCCUUUUUGGAAGAAAUGAAGGAUCUGUUACAGGAAACAAAAUCAGUUGUUCGAAUUCCUUCUUUUCAGGUAUUUGUUGCUCAGGGUGUGGCUGGUUCAUUUCCAUGGUCAGCAUUGUCAUUUACACCUAUGUGGUUAGAGCUUAUUGGCUUCUCACACAAGACUACCGCGUUACUUAUAACCAUAUUUGCUGUUACUGGUUCUUUGGGAGGUUUUCUUGGAGGUAGAAUGGGGGAUAUCCUUUCAAGACGUUUGCCUAAUUCUGGAAGAAUCAUUUUGUCUCAGAUAAGCUCUGGUUCUGCUAUUCCAUUAGCAGCAAUUCUAUUAUUAGGUUUACCUGAUAAUCCUUCUACUGCCUUCUGGCACGGUUUAGUUUUCUGUGUUAUGGGACUCGUCAUAACUUGGAAUGGAGCUGCCACUAACAACCCAAUAUUUGCAGAAAUAGUACCUGAGAAACAACGAACAAGUAUAUAUGCAUUGGAUCGUUCUUUCGAGACAAUACUAGCCUCAUUUGCACCCCCAAUAGUUGGAAUCCUGGCUCAGCAUGUUUAUGGGUAUAAGCCAGCUGCAAUAGGAUCAUCGGACGCUGCAGCAAUUGAAACAGACAGAGAAAACGGUAAAUCACUUGCCAAGGCGCUAUACACAGCAAUUGGAAUUCCUUUUACAGUUUGCUGCUUCAUCUACUCCUUCCUUUACUGCACAUACCCUAGAGAUAGAGACCGAGCAAAGAUGCAAGCUCUCAUAGCAUCAGAGAUACAGUUAAUGGAAGAUGAUGCUUCUCCUAUCAUAGCAGAAGAGUCCCCACUACGAUUUUCAGAAUCAGAUGAUCCGAGUUCCAGAGAUAAAAGCAUCAUUAAUAUCCAACACGGAGGUGAUGGGGGUCUUGAAUUUGAUGAAAAUGAACAAAAGACCCUUCUUCAACCCCAGGUAGUACCUUUGUCAGAUUCUAGAAAAACAAUGUCAUACGUAUAAGACCGUCUUUUUUCUUUCAAAGGAGCUUUUCUUACUCAGAAAUAUAUAUACAUGUCACUUGAGAUUACCCAUUUUAUAAGGGUGUUGCAAUACAGGAAGCAUUGUUUCUCUAAAGACUUCAGCCUAUGCACAUAGAAAGUUAAUACUGCAGAUUUAUGAUCCUUCUGACGAAAAAAUCUGUACCUAUUUACUUAGCAGAAAGUUGGCUUCUCCCAUAACAAUGCCACACACCUAAUGACAAUUUUUGUAAUCGCUUGCUCUCUAUAAGGAGGGAUAUAAUAUACUUUGAAAAAAAAUUCCUAAUUCUGGAAGAAUUGUUCGAUCA
Messenger RNA from Spinacia oleracea (spinach), 2082 nucleotides. RefSeq lists its product as uncharacterized. Gene Ontology annotation, biological process: transmembrane transport. Lineage: Eukaryota; Viridiplantae; Streptophyta; Magnoliopsida; Caryophyllales; Amaranthaceae. Gene Ontology annotation, cellular component: membrane. The record is from RefSeq and is a predicted model, not a curated record. Gene Ontology annotation, molecular function: transmembrane transporter activity. The transcript is spliced from 3 exons. The coding region runs from base 168 to 1757 and encodes 529 amino acids.